Molecule: messenger RNA, 1693 nt
Organism: Oryza brachyantha (malo sina)
Lineage: Eukaryota; Viridiplantae; Streptophyta; Magnoliopsida; Poales; Poaceae
Product: S-adenosylmethionine synthase 2
Exons: 2
Coding region: 113-1297 (394 amino acids)
Biological process (GO): S-adenosylmethionine biosynthetic process
Cellular component (GO): cytosol
Molecular function (GO): ATP binding; methionine adenosyltransferase activity
Source: RefSeq, a predicted model, not a curated record
GUGUGCUGCAAAGACAUCACACAUACCGGACUCUCCCUCUCUCCUCCGCUCGCCGUAUCCCCGCGCCCCCCCGAAUAAAAGCACAAGCGGCGAAGGAAGAGGGCAGACAGAAAUGGCGGCGGAGACGUUCCUCUUCACCUCCGAGUCCGUGAACGAGGGUCACCCGGACAAGCUGUGCGACCAGGUGUCGGACGCCGUGCUGGACGCGUGCCUCGCGCAGGACCCCGAGAGCAAGGUCGCCUGCGAGACGUGCACCAAGACCAACAUGGUGAUGGUGUUCGGCGAGAUCACCACCAAGGCCACCGUGGACUACGAGAAGAUCGUCCGCGACACCUGCCGGAACAUCGGGUUCGUCUCCGACGACGUCGGGCUCGAUGCCGACCGGUGCAAGGUGCUCGUCAACAUCGAGCAGCAGUCGCCCGACAUCGCUCAGGGCGUGCACGGCCACUUCACCAAGCGCCCCGAGGAGAUCGGCGCCGGCGACCAGGGCCACAUGUUCGGCUACGCCACCGACGAGACCCCCGAGCUGAUGCCGCUCAGCCACGUCCUCGCCACCAAGCUCGGCGCCCGCCUCACCGAGGUCCGCAAGAACGGCACCUGUGCGUGGCUCAGGCCCGACGGCAAGACCCAGGUCACCGUCGAGUACCUCAACGAGGGCGGCGCCAGGGUCCCCGUCCGCGUCCACACCGUCCUCAUCUCCACCCAGCACGACGAGACCGUCACCAACGACGAGAUCGCCGCCGACCUCAAGGAGCACGUCAUCAAGCCGGUCAUCCCGGAGAAGUACCUCGACGAGAAGACCAUCUUCCACCUCAACCCCUCCGGCCGCUUCGUCAUCGGCGGGCCCCACGGCGACGCCGGCCUCACCGGCCGCAAGAUCAUCAUCGACACCUACGGCGGCUGGGGAGCCCACGGCGGCGGCGCCUUCUCCGGCAAGGACCCGACCAAGGUCGACCGCAGCGGCGCCUACAUCGCCAGGCAGGCGGCCAAGAGCAUCGUCGCCAGCGGCCUCGCCCGCCGCUGCAUCGUGCAGGUGUCCUACGCCAUUGGCGUGCCCGAGCCGCUCUCCGUGUUCGUCGACUCCUACGGCACCGGCAAGAUCCCCGACAAGGAGAUCCUCAACAUCGUGAAGGAGAACUUCGACUUCAGGCCGGGGAUGAUGACCAUCAACCUCGACCUCAAGAGGGGCGGCAACCGGUUCAUCAAGACCGCCGCCUACGGCCAUUUCGGCCGCGAGGACCCUGACUUCACCUGGGAGGUUGUCAAGCCCCUCAAGUAUGACAAGGCGUCUGCUUGAGGAAGAAGAAGAUGAGGACGACAUGAGGGGUCUUUCACCUCGCUAUCUACCUUCAUUGCCGCCGCCGCUGCUGCCUACCUGAUGUGUCUUUGAUGAGUAGUGACUGGUUGCUUCCAUGGAUGAAGACGAAGAGGAAGAAAGGGUUCAAUCGGCGUAUCGUCGUCGUUGCUAGUGAUUGGUGUAGCAGCCAGAAAAUUUUAGUCUUUGGAUAUCUUCGGCGUUUUUAUCUCUUUUUUUCUUUUUGGGUUUGAGUCAAAGCUGAAACUGCAAGAGAGCUUCUGCAGUUUUGCUCUAUCAGUUUGUCCCCAUUUUUUUUCAGGUUUUGUGUAACCGCAUCUGUAAUACUGUCUUUCAGUGAAAGAACCAUAUGUGAUACCGGCAUCAUAGUUCAUCAUC